Messenger RNA from Ooceraea biroi (clonal raider ant), 2375 nucleotides. Its product is annotated as DET1- and DDB1-associated protein 1. The record is from RefSeq and is a predicted model, not a curated record. Gene Ontology annotation, cellular component: Cul4-RING E3 ubiquitin ligase complex. Lineage: Eukaryota; Metazoa; Arthropoda; Insecta; Hymenoptera; Formicidae. Gene Ontology annotation, biological process: positive regulation of proteasomal ubiquitin-dependent protein catabolic process.
AGAUACUAGAUUUGUCGAUGGAUAAAGUAACAACAAAGUGUUUCUUGACAUCUCGGUAUCGCCUGGCAACUUUUAUUUUUUUUAAAUAAACGGCUUUCCGUAGCUGCAUAAAAAUAAGACAUAAAUACAGAGAACUUGUAAUCCACAGAUAAUUCACCUAGAAUGUCUGUUGCUGAAUUUUUAAAAGAUUUGCCAUCACACAACGAGAAUAAUUUUGCGAACUUUCAUACUGAUAAUGGAAACCGGACGUGUGUUAAGAGACCGUCGGUGUAUCUUCCUACUAAGGACUAUCCUUCAGAACAAGUUAUAGUUACCGAAAAAACUACCAUCUUAUUGAGGUAUCUUCAUCAACAAUGGGAUAAGAAGGUCGCCGAGAGGAAAAGAGAUUUCUUGUCCGCUAAUGGUGAUUCUCAGGAGGAUGCGUCUAUGGUGCGCAGUAAAAGGCCACGUCUCGAUCUAAACAACAGUCUCUAAAGCACAUUGCAUAUAUUUCAUACGAAUAAACGCAACAUCAUCGGUAAUCAUCGGUAUCGGUAUAUCCAUGAUUUUUAUGUUCUAAAUACUAUUUAUUAUUUGAAAAAAUAAUUUGCCUAGAAUGAUAAUAUGUACCGUACUGAAAUAAGUCAUUAUGUCUGAAGCUUAUGUUACAAAGCAUUUAUCUUGUUGUAGGAUAAAUUUGUAAAUCUCUUAGAAAGUAUCCAUAAUUAUAUAUACUGUUAUGAUUUAAUGUAUUCAUUAAACAGUUAAUUUCUUCUAUAUUGUGCCAAUAACUUUUUGGUAGUCCAAAUCAGCUUCUAUGAUUUAAUAAUUACAUUUUUAUAGAGUGAUAAUUGUUACAUCAAUAGAAUUGGUAUAAAACAUAUAUUUAUACAUUGGCAUAAAACAUUUUUUAUAUACCUAAACAUAUCAUUAUUUUAUUGCAUGCAAUAUGGCUCGUAUUCAGAACGCGCUUGCAACGAUAAAAACGUUUCUAAAGUGGGCUCUGCAAUUUAAGGUACAAAAUUUAAGAUUGAGCAAUCACAGUCGAUCUCUAUUUUUUAGAUUCGACUGUUCGAUUGAUCAAUUCCUUACAGCUUAAAGCUUAAAUUUUAUGGCUUAAAUUAUUAAUAAUUAAUCUUAUUAUAGAACUCGCUUGAAAAAUGGCUUAAAGAUGAUUUAAAGAAAAAUGGUUUAAAAAUCAUUUGAUUGGCUGAGAAACUAUAUUGAAAGCGCUUUUAUCGUCGUAAGUGCGUUCUGAAUAUGGGGUUACAUAUGUACAUACAUAUGUGAAAGAUCUGGAUAAAGAAUUAUAUCCAAAAUUGUAAUUGUUUUGAGUAUAUUAUAAAUGUAUUAUUUAUUCAUUGCAGUAAUGUAAAUAAUUUUUCAAAAGAUAAAUGUACGCUGUUAUAUAAAUAUCUUAUUUCUUUUCCUCACAUAUUCAAGUAAUGUAUUGGGAUACGUUACUCAUUUUCUAGUGUAUAAUGAGAUAUUAAGAAUGAUCAACUUGGGAUAUAUUUUGUAUGACUAAAAAAGGUCUAUCAAAGAGGGUUCUGAAAUUAUCGACCGUUUUUAAUUAACUUAUUCAAUACGUAGGUGUUUAAUAUGUGGUAUACAAUCGUCUUUCGAAAUUUUGUAUGUAUAUACACAACGCACUUAUAAUGCGUAUAUAUAUAUAUAUCUUUGCGAAACUAUUUUUCAUGUUAUCAGUCUCGUUGAUUUGACGCCAAGGUUGUGCGUAGAUUUCAAAAUUAUCUCUACAUGCAUUAUUCGCAGGGACUCUUUUCAUGGGAAUCGUGUAAUCUAUUGGGCUGACCAAGGUCUGUGCUGAUUGUUUUUAGCAAAAUUCAAAUAAGAAAACUCAUCAGUUCUUAGAAAAUUUUGUUUCUGAAUAUUACUAUAAAAUUUGCAUGGACUUUUCAGUCAAUCCAAUAUAUUUAGAGUAACAUGUUUAAGUUACAAAUGUAUUUAGCUAGAUGUAUUGUGCAAUCUACUUAUAAUUAUUAUUUAAAUUAUAUAGUGAUAUGAAAGCACCUGUAGAAUAAUAGCACAAAAAUUGAUAUAGAAAUGUCAUUAUUUAUUACCUGUGUACUUUUAAACAGCAGUAUAGCUUAGCUCAUUAUUGCAAUGUGCACAAUAUGCGUUGCCUCUCUCUCUCUCUCUCUCUCUCUCAUUUGCACUUGCAAGUAUUUUUCUAUAGAAGAAAUAAGCAUUUGUUGAAUUUCUCGUGAUAUAUCGACCAUGUAAUUAUCGAGCCUUUCGCUUCGAUUCUCCGAAGAUAUCCGAAGCGCGGCGAACGCACACGACGUCGCGACGUGUUGUGUGACGUGGUUGCCACUUGGCAUCGAAUGUCAUCGUAGCAUGUCAUUUUAUAGUUAAUAAAUACUGUAUUGGAUUAU